This is a messenger RNA of Verticillium alfalfae VaMs.102, 1224 nucleotides long. RefSeq lists its product with no specific name. The coding region runs from base 1 to 1224 and encodes 407 amino acids. The record is from RefSeq and is a predicted model, not a curated record. The transcript has a single exon. NCBI's taxonomy places the organism in Eukaryota, Fungi, Ascomycota, Sordariomycetes, Glomerellales, Plectosphaerellaceae.
AUGAAUAAUCCAUUCCUGCCGGAUCAGAUGCCUCAAGGCGGUCCAAACCAGCAGCAGCCUCCUGCGAUCACUAACCUUCAAGGCUACCUCCAGUCCCAGCAACAGUCCCAGCAAUAUACCACUCAAAUGGGGCCGAUUCAGGGGCCACUCAUCAGCACUCGGCCAAUUCCCAACAACAACCUGUUUCCCCUGCCUCCUCGACCUCCAUUAGAUUCAAGCAUCUCUUCAUAUCGCGUACUCGUCGUUCUGGCUUUCCCCACGCCGUCCGCUGGCGCGACGAUCCGUGGGUCUGGCCCCUUGAGUCUCCAGUACCCUGGCUACUUUCACUGGAUCAACUUGCCACAACAGCCCGGAGCAGUCUUACACAGCCAUGCUGCUUGGGCAAGUUGCCCAAAGGUCAUCAUUCUCAUGGCCGAAGAUGAUUUCCAAAAUUUCAGAUAUUUCUGCAGGGGACUUGCAAACUCUGAGCCAGUUCCCUGGAGUCUCGAGCCGCAAAUCAUCAAGCAUCUGCGUGUUCAUGGACAUAGCGAAGGCGAUCUGGUCGAUCGUUUCUCGCAGCUUUGCUUUUUCGGCAUGGACAAAGAGUUGACCGCGGCAGAAUAUCUUUGGUGGCCGGGAGAGCUGGCGGGGGCCACGAGCCAGGGCUUUCGCUGGACCAUGAUGCCAGCCAACAACCAAAGAAACGGGAUCGGCCAGGACUACAGCGCCUGUAGAGAGUUCAGGUUGAACAAGGAUCAGAUACUUACCUGCAGGCGGAACAUAAGGGAAGGUCAAGGAUCCCACGCCGUGCAGCACUACGAUAAAUCUUGGGGAGCUGGCAUGAACCAGGAUGAGUCCCCGUCGCCCAUGGAUUUAUUCCUCACGUCCAUGGAUGACGUCCCCUUGCCUGCACAGUAUGAACCUCAUAGCAAUGCUUCGACUCCGAUGACUUUGGUCAACGACUUCAGCACCGAUUCUACCGUAUCACCGGCAGGUGAGGAGUACGUUGCAGAAUCUCAAGGCUACUUCAAAUCAGACGAGCAGCUUUUGCAAACCCCCAUGCAUAGCGAACCCUAUCCGAAUAGCGGGCUUCAGAUGGGCUCGAUGUGGGACCAACUCUCGAUGCCGCCCACGGGCAAUCCACAAGAAUCGCAGUAUACUAUCGAUCCACGAUUGCUGCAGAUAUGCGACGAACCAGCUUCGAAUGACGAGGAUGUUUUUUCGUUUCCUUGCGCUGCUUUGUAG